GGUUUGGCACACUAGGAACACACAGACAAACGGACACACUAGCACAGCGCUCAAGGCCCUUGUAUGGACCCUGCCCCUUCCUCCCACGUUGUCCAGGGCUGUCUGCACACCCACUGCUCCAGGCUUCAGCUUCCUUCUCAGCCUGGGACCCACACAGCAUUGAGGGAUCCAGGAGUCAGCCUCGCAACUACCAGCAAUCUUGACCUAGUCCCAGGUCCAGCCAGCCCUAACAUGGCAAGGGAGUAUCAAGAUUUUCAGCAUCUGGACAACGAGGAUAAUGACCAUCAGUUCAGACAAGGGCCACCUCCUUCCCAACCACUAUUUCAGCGACUCUGCUCUGGACCCUUCCCCCUCCUGCUCUCCCUGGGCCUCAGUCUUCUGCUGCUGGUGGUCGUCUGUGUGAUUGGAUCCCAGAACUCCAAGCUGCAGGAAGAGCUGCAGGCCCUGAGAGAGAUGGUCAGCAACCUCACAGUGAGCACAGAGGCUGAGUUCAAGGACCUGCGCACCCAUGGAGGAGGGGUUGGCAGUAAGAUGAAGGCCCUGGAGUCCCAGCUGGAGAAACAGAAGCAGGACCUGAAUGAAGAUCACUCCAGCUUGCUGCUCCAUGUGAAGUCAUUUGUGUCUGACUUGCGAAGCCUGAGCUGUCAGCUGGCCAUACUCCAGGGCAACGGCUCUGAAAAUAGCUGCUGCCCUGUUAACUGGGUAGAGCAUGAAGGCAGCUGCUACUGGUUCUCCAGUACUGGGAAGUCCUGGCCUGAGGCUGAGAAGUACUGCCAGCUGGAGAACGCACAGCUGGUGGUGGUCAACUCCUUGGAGGAGCAGAAAUUUGUCCAGCACCACAUGGGCCCUGGGAAUACCUGGAUCGGCCUCACCGACCACACUGGACCCUGGAAAUGGGUGGAUGGUUCAGACUAUGAGAAGGGCUUCCAGAACUGGAGACCAGAGCAGCCGGACGACUGGCACGGGCAUGGGCUUGGGGGAGGCGAGGACUGUGCCCACCUCACAGAUGAUGGCCGCUGGAAUGAUGACGUCUGCCGGAGGCCCUACCGCUGGGUCUGUGAGACAGAGCUGCACAGGGCUGGCAAGGAGCCUCCUCCCCGCUAAUUUGUUUUCUCAGUGCCUCCUCCUACUGAAGGGGACCUUCUUCUCCGGGGGUCUCUUUAUAUUCUCAGGGGUUUUCAUGUAGGAUUUUAAGAGAAAGGGAGAGAAUGGUAUCUGAGGGAUGAAAAUGAUGUCCGGAGGGGUGGGAGCAUUGAAACCAUGCCACUUUCUGCAGUGUGCAGGUUGUUAUGUCAACUUUUUUUCGAGUAAAAAGAAGAGAAAUAU
This is a messenger RNA of Artibeus jamaicensis (Jamaican fruit-eating bat), 1326 nucleotides long. RefSeq names its product asialoglycoprotein receptor 1-like. NCBI's taxonomy places the organism in Eukaryota, Metazoa, Chordata, Mammalia, Chiroptera, Phyllostomidae. Bases 64 to 1104 code for a protein of 346 amino acids. The transcript is spliced from 9 exons. Gene Ontology annotation, molecular function: signaling receptor activity. The record is from RefSeq and is a predicted model, not a curated record.